AUGCCAGAGGAACAGAAAACCGUUAGUGCGCCGGCAGAAACAACGGCGGAAAAUGGAACUGGGACAAACUCGCCCACGAAGAGCCCGGUUAGCAAGGGAAAAAUGGCUCUCGCCAAAGUUACCCUCCUCGAUGGUACUGUUAAGGACUUCUACAUUGAUAGAAAGGCAAAAGGCCAAGAACUUCUCGAUAUGAUUUGUCAAAGUAUGAAUCUGCUGGAGAAAGAUUACUUUGGUCUCAUUUACGAAGACAGACACGAUCCGCGCAAUUGGUUGGAUCUUCACAAGAGAAUCACGAAAUUCGUCAAAAAUGAGCCGUGGAAAUUUAAUUUUGAAGUAAAGUUUUACCCGCCGGACCCAGCACAAUUGCAGGAAGACAUAACACGUUAUCAGUUGUGUCUGCAGAUCAGAAACGAUAUUAUUACGGGGCGCUUGCUUUGCUCCUUUGUAACACACGCUCUCUUGGGCUCUUAUUUGGUCCAAUCAGAAGUCGGAGACUAUGAUCCUGAGGAACACGGGAGAACGUAUUUAAAAGACUUUAAAUUUGCGCCUAACCAAACGCCUGAAUUAGUCGAGAAAGUGAUGGACCUUCAUAAAACGCACAAGGGUCAAACGCCCGCCGAGGCGGAACUGCAUUAUCUCGAAAAUGCGAAAAAAUUAGCAAUGUACGGCGUGGAUCUUCAUCCUGCGAAAGACUCGGAGGGCGUUGAUAUAAUGUUAGGUGUAUGCGCUUCAGGCCUUCUUGUUUAUAGAGAUCGUCUGAGAAUUAAUAGGUUCGCCUGGCCAAAGAUAUUGAAGAUAUCUUACAAGAGACACAACUUCUACAUCAAGAUCAGACCGGGUGAUUUCGAACAGUUUGAAUCUACAAUCGGAUUCAAAUUAGCUAAUCACAGAGCGGCGAAAAAAUUAUGGAAAGUCUGUGUAGAGCAUCACACUUUCUUUAGGCUUAUGAGUCCGGAGCCUGUGAAGAAAGUGGGAAUAAUACCACAUCUGGGGUCUCGUUUUCGGUAUUCUGGAAGAACUCAUUACGAGACGAAAAAGAUUCCCAUCGACAGACAACCUCCGCAGUUCGAGAGGUCUCUGAGCGGUCGACGACUCGCAUCCAGAAGCAUGGAUGCAUUAGGUGGGCCUAAACCAGUUGAAACAUACGGUUCCGAACCGAGUAAGCGGCAUACUAUGAGCUAUGAGCCUGAAAUGCUUCCUGAUGAUAUAGAACAUAUAGAUCGACGGCCUAGUCCAAUCAAGAAACAGAAAGAGAAGCUCACACGAAAAACAAGUGCCGGAACAACAUCAGCUAGCAGUACCAGUAGCCUGGAAGGAGAAUACGAUGCCGAUCGUGGGAGAAAGAAACCGGUCGGAGGAAUCGCUGUCCUACCGCCCGGUGGUCUAUCAAAGAAGAAGAAGGAUAAACAGAAUGAAAACGAAAAGGAAAAUCACAAUGAUCUGAACAAUUCUGAUCUGAUUAAUGACAAUGCUCAUCUUGACAACAUUGAUGAAAAAUCAUUGUCUAAAAAAGAAUUGAAAAAGAAGGAUAAAGAGACCCCCGAGAAAAUGGAUAAGGAAAAGAAGGAAAAGAUAAAGAGUCCCGUUGGCGGUUUCCUGUUUACCAAAAAGGAUAAGGAUAAGAAACAGAAAAAGAACAAAGAGCUCGACGAGUCCGUGGACAAAAGUGACGUCGAGUCGAAUCUUUCUACGUUGGAAAAGCAGGAAAAGGAGACUGAUAAAAAAGCAGAUGCCGAGAAAGUCCAAGAUCCUACGAAAUCUCCCCAGCUCCCUGGUUACACGAAGCCUUACGAUUACGAAGAGACGGAAACCUCGCCCACGAAAAAACCGUUUACUCCACAUGGUUUCACCUAUGAGGACAGACCGGCAUCGCCGGGGGUACAGGACCAACAGUCACCCACUUCGGCGAGUCGGAAAGCCACGGGAUUGGCAUUUAACUAUGCGCCGGGAGAAGAGAAGAAGGUAGCAGAAUCUGCGGAGAAGAGGAAAACGAAAGAGGCGGACAAGCAAGCACCAGGCCUGAAGACACCGGGGCUCAAUUACGUAGAAUCCGCUGGUCUUAAGGAACAGCAAAAGAAUGCUGCGAAAGCCGUCGAUAAAGAUGCAACAGCGGCUUUCAUUACCGGUGAACGUCAACACGGAGAUACUGAGAGUCAACCAGCGGUAGUGUCACCAGCGCCAGCGGAAUCCAAACCGGAUUAUCACAUUCUGCCUCUUCCGGAUGGCUCGAGGAUCAUUGGAGGUGUGAUUUAUACCAAAGAAGGUAAACCACUGGAUCAGAGCCACCUCGGACCGGACGGUAGCAAAGUAAUAGACGGCAAAGUUUGCGGGAAAGACGGUAAACCGUUGAAGAAGGGUGAAUUGGGGCCGCACGGGGUUCACAUUAGCAACGGUAUAGUCACCGGGAAAGAUAACAAACCUUUCCAUCAGGAGAUAUUGGGUACCGACAGAAACUCCAUAAAGAAUGGAGCUAUCUGUUCCUCUAAUGGUGAAAUAGUUAAGCAAUCUUUCCUGGGACCGGAUCAUGCAGUGGUCAAAGAGGGAAAAGUAGUAUUGAAGAAUGGCAAACCGGUGCAACAUUGUCAAUUAGGUGCGGAUGGUACGUACGUGAAAGAAGGCCUUGUAUUCACAGCAGGUUCUAAGCCCAUGACUCAGGGAUCGUACGGCACCGACAGCAAUUACAUGAUUGCCGGUGUAGUGUGCAACGAAGAAGGCAAGCCUUUGAACCGGAUCGCAAUUGUGCCCGACGAUACGUUCAUCUGCGAUGGUUUGAUUAACGGGCAAGACGGGAAGCCGCUCAAUACCGGGAAGUUGGGACCCGAAGGCCAUUACAUAGCAGAAGGGAAAGUUUACUCGAAGGACGGUAAGCCAAUCAAGCACGAAUCCUUCAGUUCCGACGGGUCCGUCGUGAAGGACGGUAUAAUCUAUUCGAAAGACGGGAAAUUCUUGACUCAAGGAUCUCUCUUGCCAACUGGUGCUCACCUGAAGGAUGGAAAGGUGGUCGGAAAAGAUGGCAAGCCUAUCAAACACGCAUUCUACAAAUCCGAUGGUAGUUUCGUGAAAGACGGCAUGAUACACGGGAAGGAUGGCAGGCUCGUAAGUCAGAUUCCGUUGAUAGCCGACGGUAACUCUAUUAAAGACGGAUUGGUACACGAUAGAAACAACAAGCCACUGUCCCAAGGGCUCUUCAAGCCUGACGAUCUUGUAAUUAAAGAUGGAAUAUUAUACAAUGCGGACGGUACGGUCCUGCCGAAUGCGAUGCUUGGCUCCGAUAGAUUGACGGUGAAGGAUGGCACCAUUCUCGGUAAAGAUGGCAAACCAGUAAAACAGGAACCGUUUGGUUCGAACGGAAGCUAUAUAAAGAAGGGUAUUAUUUAUGCAAAAAAUGGAAAGCCGCUUAAUCAGGACUCGUUUAUACCCGAAGGUGCAGCUAUUAGAAAUGGCAAAAUACACGGUAGAGACGGUAAACUGUUAAAGUUUUCCUUUUUCAAGCCAGAUGGUAGCUACGUGAAAGAUGGUGUUAUUUAUGGUAGUGACGGUAAGCCACUGAACUUGAACGCUCCUUUACCGGAAGACAGCUUCAUCGCCAAUGGCGUGAUAUUCGAUCAUUCGGGAAGGCCGUUGAACAAGGAAUCCUUUGGAUCCGAUGGCUCGUACGUCGCAGGUGGAUUGAUUCACGGAAAGGACGGCAGAAUCGUGUUGCAAGGCGUAUUUGGUCCCGACGGUAACACCAUUCGAAACGGCAUUAUCAUAGGAAGAGAUGGUAAGCCCUUGACGCAGGAUGACAAAGGUCCGGACAAUCUCGCGGUUAACAACGGGAAAAUUGUGGAUAGCCACGGAAAUCCAAAGAACCAGUCUUCGUUGGUACCUGACGGAUGUUACAUACAAGAUGGAGUGGUCUACGACAAAAACGGACAACUGCUGAAACAAGGCGCCUUUAAGCCAGAUGGAUGUUACGUUCGAGACGGUCUUAUAUACGGUUGGGGAGGCCAAUUGUUGAACGCAGGAUCUGAGUUACCCGGUGGCAGCUACAUCGAAGAAGGUAAAAUAUACGGCAAGGAUGGAAAACCCUUGAAUCACACUGCGUUUGGUAUCGAGGGUAACUUUGUCGAGAACGGUGUCAUUUACGGAAAAGAUACGAAGCCACUCGGUCACGGUACGUUCGGUAACGAUGGAAGUUACAUACAAAACGGUUUACUCUACGGACCGAAUGGGAAACCUCUGAGCAAAAGACAGACCAUAAUCACCGUCACGUCCGUUCGUUACGGCCUAGUAUGCGCUGAUGAUGGGAAACCAUUGAAGUUCGGUAAUUUCGACAGCGAGGGUAGCGUGAUCAGGAACGGCAGGAUUUACGACCACGCGGGAGGAUAUCUGAAUCAGGAUGUUUAUGGUCAAGACGGUAGCUACAUUAGAGAUGGUUUGAUUUAUGGGCGCAACGGAAAGCCUCUCUCUCAAGGGAGCUUGCCACCGGAAAGCAGUUUUGUCAAAAACGGCAAGGUCUACGACGCGAAUGGUCAACCGCUGACUCAGGAGGCAUUCGGGCCGGAAGGCUUGAAAGUCAUACAGGGACUCGUGGUGGAUAAAACCGGCAAACCGGUGAGACAAGCGAACUUCGACGCCGAAGGGAACGUCGUCAAGGAUGGAAUUAUUUGUGCACCUACUGGAAAACCGCUCGACAAGCACUUCACGACUAUCACGAUUACGAUGGUGCGUAGAGGAUUAGUGUGCGACAAGGAUGGAAAGCCGGUCGCACGAGCACCAUUCGGCGCCGAAGGCGGUUUCGUUAAAGACGGCAAGAUAUACGACAAGUUUGGGAAACCGUAUAAUCAGGAGCUGUUUGGCGAGGACGGAUCAUACGUGAAAGAUGGUGUAAUAUACGGAAACAACGGCCAGCCAGUGGAUAGCACGACGAUUCUGAAGGACUUGCAACACGAGGCACCAAAAUCUAUUUCCACAAAGCUAAAGAGACCCGCAGUACCGGCUACGAUACCGACAAUCGUAAAAACGACGACUAAGCAAUCGGUAGUCAAGGAUCAGGAAGGUGUGACGCAAAAUAUUCAGGAAAAGAUUGAAGAUCUUACACCAGGCGGCACAGGCCAAGUUACGGUCUCGACCUCCGUCAACAAGGCAGAGGCACCGGACGAUGGUAGAGCUCCAUACAUGACGGCGACAGCUGUCACUACUCGUACUGCUACGAUGCACGAGGAUCUUGAAAAGAAUCAGAAGACGAGUCAGGUAGAGGAAAAGACUGUAGCGCAUACAACUGCGACCAGUGCGACGAGACAAGAGCAACGAGUAGUGACACAAGAGGUUCGAACGACGAGCCAUGUGCUUUCUGGCGAACAGCUGUUCUCACGAAGGCUAAGUACGUCGAGUUCGAGCAGCGGUGAUUCAGGCACACCGAUUGAUCUUGAUGAUGACCAGCAAGCUUUCUACAAUCAAUAUUACCAGGGAGAUCCAGCCGUGAUUGCAACUGAGAAACAUGUUUACACGGGGGAACCAGAUAGCAACGUAACGACGACAACUACUGUACCUGUGGUGGCGACUGAGACGAGAAAAGUAGCUUUGGAAAGCGAAGAUGGUAACUAUAGCGCCACAGGGGAAAUAGUCAGCACCCAGACCAUAUCCAGCAAAACUCGUACUGUUGAGACUAUCACGUACAAAACAGAGAAGGAUGGUGUGGUGGAGACACGGGUAGAGCAAAAGAUAACGAUACAAUCGGAUGGUGACCCAAUCGACCACGACCGAGCUUUAGCGGAAGCGAUACAGGAAGCUACAGCUAUGAAUCCGGAUAUGACAGUGGAAAAAAUAGAAAUACAACAGCAAACAACGCAGUAAUUGUACGAACAUUUACGUAAAAGGGCACUCUUGUUCUACGUACGAAAGCACGAAAGAUUCGUAAUCUUAGAGACUAGAGAAAAGAAUUGGUAUUUACAGUACAUAUAUACUAUAUGUUUACACGCAUUAUUGAAUAUGCGUCAUAAAAAGUCAGACUGAAAUAUAUACAUACUAACGUCAAUAAGUCUUUAAAUAUUCUGUCAAGUUGAGAUAUAAAACAAGGAACAAUAUUAAGCUUUAUAUCUUUUCUCCUAUGUAAAAGGGUCAAAGAAUAUUUCUUGCUUUAUGGCUUGCCCAAUGACUCGAGCUUAAACUCGGUUCAAAAUCGAGUUUGUUAGUUGGAAAGGAUGAAACAUUAAGGUGAAAUCUUUUUAACGAAGAGAAUGGUACCUCAUACUCUAUAAACUACAGUGUUCAUAUAAAAAUGACUAAGAAAGUGUUUAUAUGCACGAGAGAAUGAAUAAAUCUUAUACGUACGGGAUGUCCCAGGGGGAAAGCUGAAUAUUCUGAUGGAUGAUGGUGUCGGUUAUUUUAAGUAAAACUGUGCACGUAAACAUGUUCAGCGAGCAGCGGGCGCAACGGCAAUAUUACGCGCUAAUUCAAAUUAUCUCGGAAACCGUUCGGAACAGGACGCACAUUCGUAUGAACAUUUUUGCUUAAAAUAGCCGACACCAUCAUCUUCCAGAAUAUUGACCUUUUCUCCUGGGACAUCCUGUAUGAUGUAUACAUAGCUAUGUAUGUAUGUAAAAAAUUGUGGAUAAUUAUUUAUAGUUAUGGCGAUAACUAUAGAUAUAUAAUAGACGGGGUGCCCUACAACUUAAAGUUUCGAUAACAAGCAUUUCAUAACGUUAAAAGCAAAAAGAUACGAUUACAGUAAUAUAGAGUACUCUAUACGACGCAAAAAUUAUUUAAAAGUUUUGCAGUAAACUAAUCACUCAAGCAUUUCAGAUCGAAAUAUUAAUGUCCGGAUCCUUAUAGUCAACCAAGUCGAUUAAAGACGUGUCUCUCCUUGAUUAUAUUUGAAUUCGCUGUCUUCUAACGAAAAUGCAGUACUUUCUCUUUUUCAUCUUUGAGCAUACCAUAUUACAAGUUGUUAACAGUAAUCAAGAGAUAUUCUGGUUUAUAACGUUCGUAUGAAGAAGAAACAGAGUGUUACAUACACACACACACACACACAUGGAUAUAUAUAUAUAUACACACAUUAGUAUAAUUUUAUCGAUCCGUUAAAAAAAUCUCCUCAAAGAUGAAUUGGAUAGAAAGUAAGGUUUUAUAAGAUUUAUAUGAUAACUGAACAAAAUAGCUCUACGUAAUGUCUGUUGUAAUGCUUAAAUGCAAUAAGAUAAGCUUUCCGGCAAAAGUGUGUAUGUGUGUGUGUGUGUAUGUAUGUGUAUAUAUAUAUGUAUAUGUAUAUGUAUAUGUGUAUAUAUUACACACACGCAUAUAUAAUUAUAUGUAAAACUGAGAUAUUGGCUUUCCAAAUGGUUAUUACAUUAUAUUGUGUGACAGAGUCGUCUAGAUAUUAAAUCUAAAUAUUAAUAUAUAUAUAUUGCCGAGAGAUACUUGAAAUCGUCAUAGUUUCUUAUAUCUAAAAAAUGUUAAUGUUAGCUACAGUAUGUUAUAAGGAAGAUACAGAGAUUACGUUGGCAAUGAUACUGUAUCGUUUCUCAUGUUGCAGCUAUAUAAUAAUUAUAAGAGAUACAAUAUUGAUAGAAACUAUGUAGAUUUCAUCAGAUAUGUUUCGUUUAUAUUAUAAAAUAACUAAUAAGCUCAUAUAAAUUAUAUAUAUAAUAUAUAUAACUUUAUACCAAGAGCAAUGAUGCAUUGGUCAGCGUAUAUGUCUAAAUUUAGCUAUGUAGCUUAUGUAGUUUUAGCGAAUAACAAUUUUACAUGAACCUUCAUUAGUUUAGCAGUUUAUGUUUCACUACAAGUUCACAAGUGCGAUCUGAAUAAAUAAAACGAGUCUAAUUUGCAGAUUUUUACA
This is a messenger RNA of Ooceraea biroi (clonal raider ant), 7819 nucleotides long. RefSeq names its product erythrocyte membrane protein band 4.1 like coracle (gene cora). Gene Ontology annotation, biological process: actomyosin structure organization. The record is from RefSeq and is a predicted model, not a curated record. Gene Ontology annotation, molecular function: actin binding; structural molecule activity. Lineage: Eukaryota; Metazoa; Arthropoda; Insecta; Hymenoptera; Formicidae. Gene Ontology annotation, cellular component: plasma membrane; cytoskeleton.